Molecule: messenger RNA, 2773 nt
Organism: Saccostrea cuccullata (small rock oyster)
Lineage: Eukaryota; Metazoa; Mollusca; Bivalvia; Ostreida; Ostreidae
Product: E3 ubiquitin-protein ligase ZSWIM2-like
Exons: 13
Coding region: 74-2722 (882 amino acids)
Molecular function (GO): ubiquitin protein ligase activity; zinc ion binding
Source: RefSeq, a predicted model, not a curated record
AACGAGGCAAUAAACAACAUGGCUGUCUGACCAGAGUUAGGAAUUUAAAAUAUUGAUUUUCUUAUGAAGAAGAAUGUCGAGGAGUGUAGCGUGGCGUCGCACGUGCAAUGACUUGGUGUUCUGGCGACAAUGUCAGGCACUGGACUCUACGAUCUACAUCCUCCGCGAGACCGGGCCAACGGGCUUCCUACUGAAAGAGGAAGGAGAGGCCAAGCCCGUCAAAGUGUUUUUAGGGGAUCCUCAUUCCUGUACUUGUUCAAACUUUAUGAAGGAUAGAGACCUUUGUAAACACAUUUGUUGGCUGAUUCUGAAAAAGUUCAAAGUUCCACAGGAUAAUCCAGUCACAUGGCAACUUGGUCUAGUGGAGAGAGAAAUCAACGAAAUUCUGUUUGGCACCAGACAGCGUAAACCUCAGAGAAGGUGGGCAACAUCUGCUCCACCGGAUAAAACUGGGCAACUUUCCGAUGGGAGGCCCACAAUUCAACAGAGAGAAAUCAAGGAAGAAGACUGCUGUCCAAUUUGCCAGGACGAGCUUCUGCAGAAACACCAGCCUGUGACAUUCUGCAAAUUUAGUUGCGGGAACAGCAUCCACAUUAAAUGUAUGAAGAUCUGGGCAGACCACCAGAAAUCUUCUGGGGAGAAGACAAUUAAAUGUCCCUUCUGUCGAGAGGACUUUGGCCCAUUUGAACUCCUGAAACAGGAGAGUCGCAAUGCCAUGGGGGUCCCCACAGGAGGUAGAAUGGAUCGUCACCUUUACACAAGGUGUCAAAGCUGUCACGCUUCACCGAUUGAAGGGAAAUGCUACAGGUGCACAGCAUGUACAGAUUUCCACUUGUGUCAGACAUGUUUCAACACUUCCAUUCACACAAGCCACCCUUUUGAAUACAGACAUAAGAGAAAUCAGAGAUGGCGGCCUGCUCAGAGAACGUAUGGAGCAGUUCUACCGGAGGCUGUGGCUAAUGACCUGUUAAACAGGGAAUUCACUGAGGGGGACUAUGAGCUACUGACACAGCUGGACAGCAAUGCCAACCAGCAGCCCAGUGACAUACCAGAGGACGUAAUCCACAAGUUUCCUCUGGAGAAAGUCCGAGAGCGGGGACCAUUACUGGCACCGGGCUUGCAGUGCCGAAUUUGUCUCCGGGGUUAUGAGGUCAACCAGUAUGUCAGAAAGUUACCACGAUGCAAACACAAGUUUCACAAGGAAUGUAUAGAUAACUGGCUCCUUCACUCCCACCCCACAUGUCCAGUGGACGGUCAGGUGGUCUGGGACCCAGUCACUGCUCAGUUAGAGGCGGAGGAACAGGCUGAAAGAAAUCAAAGAGCUUCUGCUGCAUCAAAGAAAACAAAUUCCUCUGGUAUACAAGGGAAUGAUGUGAGUGAACUCAGUAUACCAGGGGUGGGGCUAGUGAGAGUGGACAAUACCCCUGUAGAGAGGUCCAGCAGUUUACGGGGGAGGAAGAUGGCACAGCAAGGUCGUUUACAAGGGAGGCCAACAGAAGAUUCAGCUGUGGAUCCACUGAGGGCUAGCUUUACACUUAAUGGGCUGUCUGUUGGUGCUAAUGGAGGUGAAGGGACGGAAAACAUGUCUACAACUACUACUUUACCAGGAGGUCGUUUGCUGGGCCGCUUACAACAUCGAAAAUCCUCCCUCAACCAGCGUCUGCAAGAAAUCGGUGGCCAGUCAGAUGAACAAAAACACACAGAGGAGGCAGAUCAUCAAUCCCAGUCCUCAGAACACUUUGCAGGUCAGAAUCUUCACAGGCAAAAUUCUCGUCGCAGACGAAAUCUCUCAGAUGAACUAUCUCACAAUGAAGACUCACAUGAGAUAGGAUCAGAAGCCGUGAUAGAGUUACCUUUGGGUCAUAAAAAUGACCGCUCUACUACACAUAAUGCUAUCAAAAACACUUUAUCAAUGUUACAAACAGAAAAUUUGGCAAAUUCAGUGUCUAAGACACCAGACUCGAGUCGAUCUUCUCGCUCCCCGAGCGUGAGAUCUUUACUUCAUAGUAGACCAUCCGAGCUUCAUUCUCCUAAUAAGGAUUUACCUCCGCUUUUCGAAUCGGACGAGACUAAUCCUAAUGCGGACAUUGACACAAUGUCCACUGUAACUAGCCAAGGGGCAAGUAGUUAUCGCAGUGGAAAACAUCGUUUUUUCCAGCGAGUUCCUAAAGAGAACACUCCAGCUGUUGUAAAUGAUUUUGAUGUCUUGUUAACGUCUCUACGUUCAUCUCCAGAUUCCAGAGCAAGCCUCAUGGGGUCACACACAAGUCUCAGCAGCAUUCGCUCAACACGGCUUGCAAAUGGAGUUAUUCUUGCUGAGGCACAGGAUGAGGGGCCUGAGGGUGGAUUGUCUCGGGGUCACUCAGGUGGCCCCAGGACCGGUCUGCCCCCCAGGGCCCCAAGGCUGACAGAACAUGAGCGACAGUUAAGGAGAGGGUCCAAUAGCCAGGAAGUUAAUCAAGCAGGGGUCCAGAACCAGCAGGAGGACCAGCUAAUGGAGCGAUUACAGCUCUUCACUGACCUUUACCUUGGCAACAGUCCAACUGCCUCUCCAGACUAUCAAGGGAGAGCACCCAGACUUGUACGUCGUCAAAUUAGUAAUCCUGCUGCAGUACGUCAGAGAAAGAGAGAAAAUGAAAUCCGUAGGAGGAGAACAAACGAGUUUGGAUUGGAGGGAACAAGCCCGUACAAUAAUUUAACUCUGCGGGACAUUAUUCAUUAAUGUUAAGUGAUAAAGUAACUGUGAUUUGGACAAUUUACUCUGAAAGUGAAA